UCUACCUUGCAUAGUUGCAUUUAACAUUGUAUAAUAUUUAUUAUUUACAUAUUCAUUCAAAAAGCUAAAACUGUAAUKACAAAUAUCUAAAUUUUAAUGAUCUUCGCCUAUGUAGUUUUUUAAUUGUUUGAUAUAAUUUUUCUAAUCGUUAAAAUUUGAUAUCUAUGUAGUAUAUUUAAACCUUGUAAUUAAUACAAUGCUUCAAUGAUGGACUCAGUGAUGAUGGAAGAAGACCUUCAAUUAGGAGUCCAAACAAUAGAUGAAAACUCUAAAACACUGCGACAGCAUAUAAUUGAUCAUAUUGUAUUAAAAGCUUUAAAUAGUGAUUUUAAAAGUCAACAGAAGGACCAAUCAGAGUUUUCACUUGAAGAAAGACGAAAAAUUGCUGAGGACAUUUUAAAUGAUAGUCACUCAAAGUUUUUAUACAUCUUUGGUGAAUAUUUAAUAGAAGACCACUUAGAAUACUUUAAAUCUGGAAAUUAUGAAAUACAUUUUCAUCUACACAGAUUAAGCCGAUUAAUAAAUUCUAAAAAAGUUAUUUGUAAAAAUCGACGUUAUCAAGCUAUGCUUGAACUUCUUAAAGGGGAUUACUUUAGUGAUAAUGAGAUGCGAAAUAGAGAACCUUUACUUUGGGAACAACUGAUUGGUCAAUACCUAUCUGAAGACGAAAAAUUUAACUACGAUAAUCAAAAUUUAGCACAAAAUUCGUUAACUGAAGUUUUAUUUGAGCAAAUUGAUCGUGACAGUAGAGAUGAUUUAAGRCGGAAACAACAAAUAGAGGAAAUUCAUGAAGUAGAUGAAGAAGAUGAUAAAUAUGAUAGUGAUGAUGAUGAUGAUAAGUCAAAUAAACCAUCYACAACUAUGGAAGUUCAUAAGCCUUCAGCAUUUUGGGGCGAAUAUAGUAAACCAAAAAUUGAAACAGUAAAGAUUGGCAAACGUCGAUGGAAAGAAGAUCAUUUCCUCAAUCAAGAACAGUGUAAUAAUAAAGAACUAAAUGAAAAAGAAAAACUCCUUUUAUCAAAUGAAUUUAAAUCUCAUAUGAUUCACAAAUUCCUUAGUGGCGAAGAAGAUUAUGAUUACAACAAUGUAGAUAAUAAUCCAGAAUAUGAUAACUUACACAUUAAGUCCAUCGAUGAAGAAGACAAAUACUUUGAUUCAGAAAGUCCUAUUGAAGAAAUACCUGUUGAAAAAGAUAACAGUGAUAUAGAGCAUCCUAUAGAAAGUGAUGAUGAAGAAGAUGAAUUAGAUACCUAUAUGAAUAUGCUAAAAAAAAAUGAAAUUACUGAUAGUGUUGAAAAUAAAUUUAAAAAUUUAUAA
Messenger RNA from Diuraphis noxia (Russian wheat aphid), 1317 nucleotides. Its product is annotated as coiled-coil domain-containing protein 97. The record is from RefSeq and is a predicted model, not a curated record. NCBI's taxonomy places the organism in Eukaryota, Metazoa, Arthropoda, Insecta, Hemiptera, Aphididae.